AUGGUCAUGCAUCAUAAGCGCAGGGACCGCCAACCUUCUACUGCACAGACACUGAACUUGGACAGCCGCAGGACCCUUGCUCUGGUUGGGUAUGUCUGCAUACUCUGUAUCUUUAUCCCCAACGACAUCUGA
Molecule: messenger RNA, 132 nt
Organism: Verticillium dahliae VdLs.17
Lineage: Eukaryota; Fungi; Ascomycota; Sordariomycetes; Glomerellales; Plectosphaerellaceae
Exons: 2
Coding region: 1-132 (43 amino acids)
Source: RefSeq, a predicted model, not a curated record